UGAUGGAUCAAAUCUGCGUCACCUGGCCGUUUCAUUUGACAAGAGCAGACGACAGGUUUCGACAGAAGAAUUUGAAAUUUAAUAUACAAGGUAUAUUUGAAUGGCAAUAUUCAAUGAAACAUUAUUUUCAUCUGACUUGUGAAAACGUACGGUAUAUGGAUUAACAAUAAUUCGUUUACCUUUGCAUAGGUAAAUAAUUUUUCAUGGGAAUGGUGUAUACUGGAAGGAAAUACCUUAAAGUAUAAUUUUUAAUGGAUUUUAACUAUGUAAUAGUGCAAUAUAAUCAUGCCAGGGUGACAGACAGACUGCAGGUGGACAUUUACACCUGAAUAUGUCACUUCUUCGGACAUUUCUAUUCCUGACAAUUUCCGGAAGUCCCUUGAUAACAGGAUGGGCUACGACACAAUCACCAGAAAACAGGUUACAAGGACCAAUAUUCCUCUCAGAACCUCCUAGCUCUCUAGUUUUUGCAAAUACCCAUGGUGCUCUGGUUCCCUGUACGGCGUAUGGAAAACCUGCACCUGCAUUAGAUUGGAUAAAGGACGAUGGGUCUGCUGUGGAUGAUGUUCCUGGAUUACUCAAAGUUCUCUCUAAUAACACCCUGCAGUUCUAUUCUUUUGAUGAUGCAAGCUUUCAGGACAACGUUCAUACACAAACUUACCGAUGUCUGGCCACGAACGUUGCUGGUUCCGUUAUAAGUAGACCUAUGCAAGUUAAAUCAGUUCUAAUCGAUGACUACAAGACAUACAAUCUACAAUUGACGGAUGUUUGGGCUAUGAAGGGAAGCACAGCAACGUUUAAAUGUGUCAUCAAUCCUUCUUAUGUAAAAGAAUACAUCAAAGUAGUCGGCUGGACACAAGGAACCAAACCAAUUGUACCAGGUGAACGAGUCAGCUUUUUUCCUGAUGGAAAGCUACAAAUCCGAGAUGUUAGAGAUGAAGAUAGAUACACAACAUACAGAUGUAUAGCACGUAAUAUACUUACCAAAAAGGAAAAAGUCAGCUCAUUUGCAUAUUUACAUGUUCAUGAACCACCUGCUGGUGGGUCUGCAGCUGAAGUUGAUGACUAUUCUAAGGUUGUGUCAGUAGGACAUGGAUCAUCAGCAGAAUUAGCCUGUGUUGGUCGUGGGAAUCCACUACCUACCUAUAGAUGGAGUUUCCAGGGAAAAGAUCUGAGUAUUAAUAAUGUCGUAUAUGGCCAGAGAGGUGGAAAUCUUUUCAUCAAAAAUGCACAAACAGUAAACAGUGGCGAUUAUACAUGCAAUAUUUCCAACACACAUGGAUCAGUAAUUGUCAAGACUCAGCUUGUUGUCACAUUACCACUGGCGGUGAAGAUUGAUCCGCCGAAUCAAAUAGUAGACUCUGGACAACCUGCAAUGUUCAACUGUUCUGUGGAAGGCUAUCCAAUCAAAUCGAUCAAAUGGUUUAAAAAUGGUCAUCCAUUUGUCAAGGAAAAUAGAAUGACUAUACAGGAUGACACUUAUUUAACCAUCAAUGACGUCAAUAGAAUGGAUCAGGCUAUGUACCAAUGUGUUAUAACAAACGAUAAAGAUGGAGCUCAGGGAACAGCUCAACUGUUACUAGGUGCUGCUCAUCCAGCAUUUGUUGACUUAUUUGCUGAUCAGUAUGUUCAAAUCGGACAGAAAACUUCGAUUAAGUGUAACGCAGCUGGGAAUCCAACCCCUAAUGUAUCAUGGACUUUAGAUGGUCAAUCCCUACCACGUGACAACGAAUUAAAGGAAGGGAGUUUUAUGAACGGCCUUGGUGAAGUUAUAAGCUAUGUGAACAUAAGCAGUGUUGAUAUCAAGUAUGGUGGAGAGUACACCUGUAAAGUGUCUAACGAAGUGGGAACGAUUUCACAUUCGAGCAAACUCAAUGUUUAUGGCAUUCCCUGGGUUAGACCGAUGAAGAACAUUACUGCCACAGCUAAUCAACCAUUGAGUAUCACAUGUUACGUUGCUGGUUAUCCCGUAUCUUCUGUAAUAUGGUCUAAAGAUGGUACGGCUUUACCACAUAACCAUUUACAACACAUUGUUGGUGGGACACUUACAAUUGAUAAAGUUCAGAAACGACAAGAUUCUGGAAAAUAUGUUUGUACGGCAAAAAAUUCUAAUGGCCAAGGAUCAAAUCAAUCUGUUAAUAUCAAUGUAGUCGAACCUCCAAUGAUUGAUCCAUUUACUUUUCCUGUCAAGAAACAAGGUGACAGAAUUGUUAUUUCAUGCGUAGUUAGUAGUGGUGACCAACCCAUAAAAAUCAAAUGGACAAAAGAUGGUCAUGUUAUUCCACCAGAUAUGGGCAUAAAAAUUCAGCUGUUAGAUUCCUACACCAGUAUGUUCAUUAUUGGUGACGCCAGUACCAAGCAUACCGGAAAUUAUACAUGUCAAGCUAGUAACCCAGCAUCUACGGUGACAUAUACAUCUUUACUGCAGGUGGAUGUUCCACCAACGUGGAUAAACGAACCUGAAGAUUCUUUUGUUAUUUUGAAGAAAAAUGUGAUCCUUGAUUGUCUUACUAAUGGAAUCCCAUCACCAAAGAUUUUGUGGAAGAAAGCUUUAGGUGAUACACUUGGCUCCUAUCAAGCAUUGCCUUAUACCGAAGAUACCAAUGAUAACUCCAGUCGUCUACAGCUGUUGAGUAAUGGCACACUUGUAAUCAGACAUGCUGAAGAGGAGGAUCAUGGGCAUUAUCUCUGUCAUGCUGACAAUGGUGUAGGAUAUCCUCUCAGUAAAGUUAUCUUUCUCACAGUGCAUAUUCCAGCCAGAUUUAAUGAACCUAGUAAGAAUUAUUCUGUGAUAAAAGGACAAAAUACAACUCUAGAAUGUCAAGCCGUUGGAGAUAAGCCAAUGUCUGUAUCUUGGAGUUUUAAUGGGAAAUCGUUAUCUUCAUCUGCAAGGAAACAAAUAGAGAAAAUAACUACAAACAGAGGAAUGUUAUCCCGCUUAGUAAUUCGUCCUUCUGGGAGACAUGACACCGGAUUUUAUGUCUGUACUGCUGCUAACAAAUUUGGAAAUGGCAUAUUGUCUAUGAGACUAGUUGUACUUGAAAGACCAGAGGUUCCACUUAAUGUAACAGUUGUCAGUAAAACAAGUCGUGAAGCAGUGAUCCAAUGGAAGAAACCAUAUGAUGGAAACACAGAUAUACUGUUUUAUGUGAUAGAAUAUAUCAAAUCUACAGGAACAUGGCAGGGAAAAAUUCCAAAUAUAACAGUACCAUCUACAGAAUUAUCAGUGAGUGUACCUAAUUUGCAGCCAAGUAUGUCAUAUCUAGUUAGAAUAAGGGCUAACAAUUCAGUUGGGUACGGAACAUCUUCUCAGCCAGUAGACAUUGUAAUGUUAGAGGAAGCUCCAUCAGGUUCACCCAAGGAUAUAGAAGUGACAGCUUUAGGAUCAGAAUCCCUGAAAAUAACAUGGAUGCCACCAGCAUCGAAGCACAUCAAUGGUAAAAUACUUGGUUACUAUAUUGGAUAUAAGAUGACAGAUAGCCCUGCCAGAUUUCUAUAUAUACCAAAGGUUAUUGGAAAAGACUUUAAACCAGAACAUACAUUGCACAAUCUUGAAAAGUUUACAGAAUACUCGGUCCACAUCCAAGCUUAUAAUGGUAAAGGACGUGGUCCAUCUUCUCCAGAUUAUAAAGUGUUUACCUUAGAAGAUGUUCCUAGUCAGCCGCCACAAGGAGUACAAGCUACAUCUAUAAACUCCCGAAGUAUUAAGAUAAUAUGGUCACCGCCUCCGUUAUAUACUCUCCAUGGGAUACUACAGGGAUAUAAGAUAUUGUACCAGCCAGUCAGAGACGAUGAAGAUGAAAGUGACGCCAACACAUUGAUAACUGAUAAUCUGGAAGCUAUUAUAACAGGAUUGUCUAAAUAUACCAACUACAGCCUACAAGUACUUGCAUACACGAGGAAAGGCGUAGGAGUCAGAAGUGAUGCUAUAUAUGUAGUUACACAACAAGAUGUUCCAGAACGACCAGCGGAUAUUAAAGCACUGCCUGUGGAUAACAGCAGUAUUCUGGUUUCUUGGAAACCCCCUCUUCAUAGUAACGGAAUUCUUACCCGAUAUAAUGUUUACAUCACAGGUGGAACAUACAAGGAAAAGACACCAAUGAAAUUAGAUGCUCCAAAACUAACUCUUCUGUUGACAAACUUAUCAAGUAAUGUGGAUUACCUUUUCCAAGUGUCAGCAAAUACCAGGAUGGGAGAAGGAGAGCGGACUCAAGUAGUGUCUGGGUCAAUUCAAUCUGAAGUUUCAGCAAAAAUAGCUAGUUUUUCAAGUAUGUUGACUAUACCUUGGCAUCAUCCAUUGAAUUUAACCUGUCUUGCUGUAGGAAUUCCAUCACCAAAAAUUACAUGGAAAAUCAGAGGUAAAACUAUGGUUACUGACAAGAGAUUUAAGUUGUUAACUGAUGGAUCACUGUAUAUAAACGCUGUCGUAGGAUCUGAUGCUGCCAAUUAUACAUGCCAAGCAGAAAACACCCAUGGCACAGAUCAAAUAGUGUAUGCUGUUAGUGUACAAGUCAGUAACAAAAUCGGCACUCCACCUAAGCCCCCUGUAUUAUAUGUUGUUACUGGAACAGCUAGUACAAUACAAGUCAGCUGGAAAUCGGGCAGUAACGGAGGAAGUCCAAUACAAAGAUUUUCAUUGAGAUAUAAAAAAGAACAUGAAGAAUGGAAACAUAUGGUCUUGGGGUCAAGUAACAGGUCAUAUACAGCAUCACGUCUUUUGUGUGGGACCUCGUAUAAAUUUGUACUUAAUGCUCAAAACAAGCACGGAGAUAGUCCUGACAGUAAUGUAGUUUCAGCUAAAACCAAUGGAUCAACUCCAAUAAUGCCAGCAAAGAGUAUGCUUCUGAAGUCAACAAAUGUCACUUCUGUAGACCUAGACAUGACGUCCUGGCUUACAUCUGGGUGUCCAAUUACAUUCUAUUCAAUAAAAUAUCAAGUGUGGGGAGAUGACAAAUGGAAAGAAGUCGCAAACCACAUUGACUGGAAUAUCACUUUGUUCCGCGUGUUAGACCUUCAUCCGGCUACUUGGUAUAAGAUGAUCGUUACAGCAUACAGUGACGCUGGUUCAACAGAAAGUCCAAUAGAGUUUGCAACCCUUAACUAUCAUGGAGAACUAAUCACUCCUAUUUAUGUAUCUAACAAAUAUGAGAAAAGAUUUUAUGAAAAAGAAAUUGUGAUUAUUCCUCUGUGUGCUGGUAUCGUUUCAACAUGUAUACUACUGGUUGCAGUUUUACUUUAUUGCAAAAGGAAAAGAGAAUUACUCAAACUCAAAGAUACAUUUAAGUUAUCUUCAAAUCUGCGUCGAGACAUUACAGCUGAGACAUCACUUAUGAAUGACCUUGACAAAAGGUUAAACUGUGACUACGACAGCAGCAGUGGCAAUUCUGAGCCUUUCACUAAAAGAAAUGUAAACCUUCUCAUGUCUUUGAACUCUGAUGACAAUUUACUUGAAAACAGUCCAUCGUGGUUGUUUAACACGGAUACUAGUAAAAGUAAUAGUGAAAAUGGAUCAUUUGAAAAAUCAGACGACGAUGGUAACAUCAAUCCUUACGCAACAUUUAAUGAAAUGAAGCAAGCACUAAAAGAAAGGUCAGAUAUGGACGAUAUAAGUCUUGAAAAAGCAGAAGCCCAAAGAGCUAUGCUCACUGAGCCGUACGUGCCAUUUUAUAAACAGAAAUCAAAAUAUCCUGAAAAACUAGCCCCAGUGCCUCCUGUUAAACCUCCAAAUAUUGACCCAACAUCUAAUACUGCAGGAUAUGACAAUGAAGGUAUGGCUUUGAGCCCACGUAAAUAUGCCAGUGCAGAUCAAAUACAUGCUUUAUUCACAACUAGUCAUGGGAGACAACAUAACAUAUACGGAAAAGUCAGGAAUACACCACAUCAUGCAUCCGAUGAUAAAGCGAGUUUGAGACAUAGCAUUAUAUCAAGUGUUACGACAGUAUCUUCAAGUCGUGACGAGUUACUGGAGGCAUUAGAGAAUGCACGGCGGAACCCUCCAUCGUCUGUUCUGUAUGAAUCUCAACAGGAUACCAGUUCACAGCUGACUGAUAGUCCCGGUGAUCCAGGUAUUCGACAAUUCACCCAAUCACCACCUGAACCCAAUGAACAAAGGGAGGCAGCUUGCCAAUUUCGAUCUAAACAAGACAAGAUAGGACAUAAGAAAGACGUAGAACCAGGCGUUUCAGACAUUGGAAAACAGUCUACUGUACAUCCAAGGAAAACGAGAGGGAAACAUAAAACUAAACAACGAGGUCAAUUAACAGGAAAAAGAAAUGUUUCCCAAAAUGUUAAAAGAACGCCUAGUAUGGCUAGCACAACGAGUAGUGAAGAAGUAACUUAUACAUUUGGAGGCAAAGAAACGCCACCGCGGUAUAGUCCAUCUGAAGGUUACCUCUCAUAUCCUCAUGAAAGUUAUCCGGAGUCAGACUAUAGCAUUAGUAAAAGAGUAGGCAGAUCGACACCUCAUACAAAAACUAGAUACGAUAUCAGCUUACAAACACCUGGAACUGAUGAAAAUAAACCACUGGUGACCACUUUUGCAAGACAGGGUUUCGUAGGUUCGAUAGAACAGGACGAGGAAGCUGUUAGACUUCUAGAUAGGCAUUAUAGACCUGUAGAAAUUGGAGGUGCUGUUAUAUUAACAGACAGAACAAGGUCAUCUGACAAAGGCUACACGGACGAUUUUACUAUAGUAUAAAUUAAAUGACCAAACAAAAUAGCGUAUUUAGUGAACAGAGUUUAGUCUUUGCCAGAUUAUCGGGAAUUGUCAACAGAUUAUUUACUGGAUAUGCGAAUGGUUAAAUCGUAAAAAUGAGUCCCUAACUCUGUUGCAGAACAUGUCUUUCUGUAUAUAUAUUGACAAUGGAUGCCUUGAAGAAAGGGACACUAGCAAAAAUGUCAUAAGAAGUUAUCUUAUAGAUAAAACGAUGGUUAAGCAUUUAAAACAUUGUGCCUUUGUAUAUUUGAUAUGCAAAUGCUGGUUCAACAUUAAAGAUCAAAACACAUAAUUGUGUAAAUAUCACGUCAGUAUUUAUGUUUAGCGUGUAAUAUAAAAUCAGUAUAUAUGUUUAAUGUGUAAAUAUUAGAUCCUUAUUUAUGUUUACAAAUAUACUUUAUAUUGAUGUUCAUGAUAUUUAUAAUAACAAGAUGCAAUGUCAAAUUUCUUGUUUUAGUUUAAACAUACUUUAUUUAUUCAGUGUAAGAUGAGUUGGACACAAGAUUUGUUUUUCGAGACUUUAUAUUGAUGUUCAUGAUAUUUAUAAUAGCAAGAUGCACUGUCAAUUUUCUUGUUUUAGUUUAAACAUACUUUAUUUAUUCAGAGUAAGAUGAAUUGGACAUAAGAUUUGUUUUUCGAGACAUCUUAUCGAACUCUUGUCUCACAAUUAUGUGGUAACGUUUUAGGUAUGAAUAAUGACAUUGGGCAUUUUAAUAAUACUGGUAAUGUAUUUUAUUUUCUAUUUUAUUGAAUGAUUACACAUUAGUAUAUGUUUGAUCAUGUUUUGUGGUUUUAAGGAGAGUCAAGCAACUUUGAAAAACUAAAAUUUAGAUUUUGGCUUUUAUUCUUCAAGAUGGAAUGAAAUGUGUUGGAAUAAAACUAAAUGAAGUAACAACUGUUUCUUUGACAUUUUUAUCUUACUGUUGCUUCUAAAUCAUGAACUAUACUUAUCAUCUGGUAACAUGAUUUUACAGUAUUUAUCAUUAUUAUUUAUAAACUUCUCUGUUAAUUUGAUGUUUAGGUUUUAUCGUUGUUUUUAUUUUGCAAUUAUCCAUGACUGAUAAGUCUGUAGUAGUAUUAGGUACUAGUAUUUGCCAAAGACAGACUUCAUAUAUACAGCUGUCAAUUUCGUCCUCUUUUGUUAAUCCUUAUGUGAAGGCGGUACAUACAUUGUAACACUACAGGGAGACAACUCUGUUAAAAUCAGUUGAACGUUUUAAUCACGUUCCAUUGUUACUUCUCAAUGAUAAAAAAUAGUGUCUGUAAAUCUGCUCAAUAUUCUAUUCAACAAAUUAAAAAUCAUUAUACCACCUUAAACUUAUACUUUAGUGCUGUCAAUAUUCAAUAGUUGUCAUUAAUUAUUUAAAUGUUUAUUCAUUACAUAUAUUAAUUUUGGUUUUACUUUACCAAUAGGUUAAAGUAAAUACCUAUUCAUUAUUGUGCAUUUUGAUAAUGUUUUUCAAGUUUAAUACGUCUUUGUAAAUACCAUUUAUUUAAGUUGUCAUCAAAUACGUGUCUUUGUUUUUUCUAGUCAAAUUGUAAACCACUGCCAUGUUUUAUUUAUUUAGUUUUGCUAUUUUAUUUUUAUUUUGACAAAGUCAUAUUUAUUAUUUAGUUUUCGUAUUUUCUCAUGUGAAUCGUGAUAAGCUAACAGUGCAAUAUUUCUAAGUUAUGUUUACAUGUGUGUGUUUUGUAUAGAGAAAUAUAAUUGUAUAGAAAAAGUGCAAAUAUGAGUUAUGAAUGAGGAAUUGUGUUUCCUAUUAGUGAUAAUAUUUUUGACUAUUCCUAAUCAGUUGUAUAUGAUUAGAUUAUUAAAAAAAGCAUAUGUUUUUGUCUAGUCUAAAAUUCGUAAAAUAUGUAACUACAAAGUUAUUACUGUGCGUAUAGCUACUAUUAGCUCUGCCUUUUGGUAAAUUAAUAGGAUUAAAAUUAAUAACAUUGACAACUAGAUACUUGCUUUCACGAGAAUCAUGCCAAGAUUUAUGCACAAACGUUAAGAAUUGGCUAAUCAAAUAACAAGUAGUAAAUUUACAAAUUUAAUUCCUCAUUUAAUUGAUAAUGCUGUCGUUUCAAAAUGACACACAAGUUCAGCAAAGAUGGCAGUAUAAGAAAUAACUCGAAUUAAUUGAUUCAAGAAAAAAAAAUGGUAGGAUUAAAUGCUUUCUUUUGGCGAUAUAGCCUUUGUGAAAUAAACAUUCCCUUUUCUCGAACAUUCGGUUUUUCAGUAACCUCAAGUUUUAUAUCUUUACAACAUGUCAAUUAUAUAAGAACAGUUUAAUUUCAAUGUGAAUGGUGUAUACGGAAUGUAAGAUGCAUUGAUACCUCUUUGAAACUGACAUUCAGAAGCAGUGCAAUGGAAUAGUUAAUGUACUAUGGUGAUAUGUAAUGUGUAUGUUAUAUAUUUAUGACAGUUACAUGUGACGUUUUGUUAUAAAAUAUAUUGAUAUAAAGAGUUGAAUUAA
This is a messenger RNA of Mytilus trossulus (common blue mussel), 9177 nucleotides long. RefSeq names its product cell adhesion molecule DSCAM-like. Gene Ontology annotation, biological process: axon guidance; cell-cell adhesion; neuron migration. Bases 332 to 6697 code for a protein of 2121 amino acids. The transcript is spliced from 39 exons. Lineage: Eukaryota; Metazoa; Mollusca; Bivalvia; Mytilida; Mytilidae. Gene Ontology annotation, cellular component: cell surface; axonal growth cone; plasma membrane. Gene Ontology annotation, molecular function: protein binding. The record is from RefSeq and is a predicted model, not a curated record.